Nestor notabilis (Kea) is the source of this 315-nucleotide messenger RNA. RefSeq names its product coiled-coil domain containing 86 (gene CCDC86). The record is from RefSeq and is a predicted model, not a curated record. Gene Ontology annotation, cellular component: nucleolus. Lineage: Eukaryota; Metazoa; Chordata; Aves; Psittaciformes; Psittacidae. The transcript is spliced from 3 exons. The coding region runs from base 1 to 315 and encodes 104 amino acids.
AUGAUCCGGGACAAGGCUCUUCGCAGCUCCUGGGCUCGGAAGAUGAAGGAGCGUCAGGAGAAGAAGCUGGUCCAGGACCUGGCUCGGCAGCUGCAGGAGGGGAAGCAGAGGGAGCGAGAGGAGAAGAAGCGGCGGCGGGAGGAGAACAUGAAGCGGCGGCUGGAGAAUGAGCGGAAGGCGGAGAUAGUGCAAGUGAUCCGGAACCCUCUGAAGCUGAAGCGAGCCAAGAAGAAGCAGCUGAGGCGGGUGGAGAAGAGGGACACACUGGCCCUGCUCCAGAAGACACCCGUGAGGAGCAAACCAGCCACGGAAUGA